CCGCAUCCUCUCCACCUGUUACCUUUCUUCUUUCCGUCUUCCUCCUUCCUUUUCCUUUCCCCUUCCCUUCUCCUCACCUUCUUCCACCCUUCUCAUGGCUUCUCUUGUGGUACCUUCUCCUCAAAAGUCUCAGCUAAUGCCCAAUUUUCCCCCUUUUUUCCGAAAAGUAAGUGAGAAAGAGAGAGAGGGAGACUCCUAGAGAUCAGUGAGAUAGUUGCUUUUUUUUUCCCCAUCAUCUUAGUUCGUGCAGAGUUCUCUGGUGUCAAAGGCUCUAUAUCUCUAUCUUCUCUCCCCUCUUUCUUUCUAUGCCUAGUAAAUAUACUGGACACCAAAGCGUAGUGUCAUCUCGCUUCUUCUCAACAUGCAAGCCUCCCGUUAGCCCUACGCACGAAACGAAGCCCAUCCGAAAGGAAGAGAAGACCAAGAAGAGAAACAAAGAUAGAGAUAUACGGAGAGAGAACGGAAGGGGGAGUAGAAUUAGGGUUUGGUAGAGAGAAAUAUGCCUACAGGUAUCAUGAUUCCGGCAAGACACGUGCCUUCAAUGAUCGGGAGGAACGCCGGUGCCGGCUUCGGGUCCUCAUCAGCUCUGUCCCUUGGUCAGCCAAAUAUUCUGGAGGGGCAGCAACUCCCCCUCCAACACCAGCACCAACAACCGAAUCAGCUUUUUGAGAUCCCGCAGACGACCACGGCCGAGAGCGAGAUGGUAAGGACUCGCGAAGAGGAGUUCGAGAGCAAAUCGGGGAGUGAGAAUAUCGAGGGGGCCUCCGGUGAUGACCAGGAUGCCAACCAGCGGCCGCGAAAGAAGCGCUACCACCGCCAUACCCAGCAUCAGAUCCAAGAGAUGGAGAAUUUCUUCAAGACAUGCCCCCACCCUGAUGACAAGCAGCGAAAGGAGCUGAGCCGAGAGCUUGGGUUGGAGCCCCUGCAAGUCAAGUUCUGGUUCCAAAACAAGCGCACCCAAAUGAAGACUCAGCAGGAGAGGCAUGAGAACACUCAACUAAGGGCCGAGAAUGAGAAGCUCAGGGCUGAGAACUUGAGGUACAAAGAAGCCCUUAGCAAUGCCUCAUGCCCCAACUGUGGUGGCCCUGCUGCCCUUGGGGAGAUGUCCUUUGAUGAACACCACCUGAGGAUUGAGAAUGCUCGGUUAAGGGAGGAGAUUGAUCGGAUAUCUGGAAUAGCUGCAAAGUAUGUUGGGAAGCCAAUGGUGUCAUACCCACUGCUCUCUUCUCCAUUAGCUUCUCGCUCACCAAUGGAUCUUGGGGUGAGCGGGGGGUUUGGGGUCCAACCAGGCAUUGGAGGUGAAAUGUUUGGAGCUGGGGAGCUACUGAGGACUGUUUCGGGACAGCUCGAGAUCGAGAAGCCAGUGGUUAUCGAGCUUGCAGUGGCUGCAAUGGAGGAGCUCAUUCGAAUGGCACAGCUUGGUGAGCCACUUUGGACGCCGGAUCUCGAUAGCUCAACUGAGACUCUAAAUGAAGAGGAAUAUGUUAGGACAUUCCCGAGAGGUAUUGGUCCUAAACCAUUUGGAUUGAAGUCAGAGGCCUCUCGUGACACUGCUGUGGUAAUCAUGAAUCACAUCAAUCUCCUUGAGAUGCUUAUGGAUGUGAAUCAAUGGUCCAUGGUGUUUUCUAGCAUCGUGUCAAGAGCUGUAACUUUGGAAGUGCUGUCAACAGGAGUAGCAGGAAACUAUAAUGGAGCUCUGCAAGUGAUGUCAGCGGAAUUCCAAGUACCAUCUCCACUGGUUCCAACUCGUGAGAGUUUAUUCGUGAGGUAUUGCAAGCAGCAUGCUGAAGGAACCUGGGCAGUAGUUGAUGUUUCCUUGGACAGCUUACGUCCAAGUCCCGCAUUGAGAUGUCGAAGAAGGCCAUCAGGCUGCUUAAUUCAAGAAAUGCCGAAUGGUUACUCAAAGGUGAUUUGGGUGGAACAUGUUGAAGUAGAUGACCGGUCUGUUCACAAUAUAUACAAACCUUUGGUCAACUCAGGCCUAGCAUUUGGUGCUAAACGGUGGGUCAGUACUUUGGAUCGACAGUGUGAGCGCCUGGCAAGUGUAAUGGCUAGUAACAUCCCCUCCGGGGACAUUGGUGUGAUAACUACUCCAGAAGGGAGGAAGAGCAUGUUGAAGCUAGCUGAGAGGAUGGUUAUAAGCUUUUGUGGUGGUGUGACUGCCUCAACUACACAUCAGUGGACUACUUUAUCCGGUAGUGGUGCAGAGGAUGUAAGAGUCAUGACAAGAAAGAGCGUUGACGAUCCCGGCAGGCCACCUGGUAUUGUCCUCAAUGCUGCCACUUCCUUCUGGCUUCCUGUCCCACCGAAGAGGGUCUUCGAUUUCCUCCGUAAUGAGAGCUCUCGCAGUGAGUGGGAUAUCCUCUCCAAUGGUGGUGUAGUUCAGGAAAUGGCUCACAUCGCCAAUGGCCGAGAUCACGGCAACUGCGUCUCUCUCCUCCGCGUCAAUAGCGCAAACUCGAACCAGAGCAACAUGUUGAUACUACAAGAGAGCUGCACUGAUCCAACGGGCUCCUAUGUGAUCUAUGCUCCAGUGGAUAUGGUUGCUAUGAAUGUGGUUCUAAGUGGCGGUGACCCUGACUAUGUUGCACUUCUGCCAUCCGGCUUUGCCAUCCUCCCUGAUGGUCCUACUGGGAUGCCAGGUGGGGGCGUAGGGGAGGUUGGUUCUGGUGGAUCACUCCUGACUGUUGCGUUCCAAAUCCUCGUCGACUCGGUCCCAACUGCCAAACUCUCACUUGGGUCGGUAGCGACGGUUAACAGCCUCAUUGCCUGUACUGUUGAAAGAAUCAAAGCUGCGGUGUCGGGUGAAAGUGCCCAGUAAACCUAAAGACUAUAAAUAUAAAGGUGGACAGGAGAAGGAGAGGACUUUGGAGCUUUAUUUGUGGCAAGUCAAGAACGCACCUCAGACUCUCCUUGCCAUGUGGUGUUGGUUUGUUUGUUGGUCAAUUCAAUUACAAGCACUCCCCCACCACCACUACGCAAGGGGGGUUGGUUCGGGUAUUGACUUUCCCUUGGUUGACAACUAGUACCUCUCUCGGUUUUGCAACACUUCUCUUUGUAAUUCUCUCUCUUCAAGUAUUUUCCUACCCUUUGUGGACAAACAUGAUACAUUUUGUGCUUUGUGUCACUUUCGUCAUCCAAUUUCAUCCCUUUGUUGUGUUGGUGACUGUAGUCGAAUUAAAUGCCUAAUCCACCAAGUGACUUUGCUUCCCCUUUUAUUUUUAA
Molecule: messenger RNA, 3225 nt
Organism: Elaeis guineensis (African oil palm)
Lineage: Eukaryota; Viridiplantae; Streptophyta; Magnoliopsida; Arecales; Arecaceae
Product: homeobox-leucine zipper protein ROC2
Biological process (GO): regulation of DNA-templated transcription
Molecular function (GO): lipid binding; DNA binding; DNA-binding transcription factor activity, RNA polymerase II-specific
Source: RefSeq, a predicted model, not a curated record